AUUGGGGGGUUGUUCUCAUGCACGAGUUUAAUGCCACGUUCUCCUCUCUGCAAUGGACAGACAAGUGAUAUAUGCUGAUUUGAAAGUAUCCAGAGAUUCCAGCCCUAAAAGUUCAUCACCCUCUUCUCUUCCUCGGGACGUCUGUCAGGGUCCACCUUGGCAUCAAUUUGCUCUGAAACUUGGCUGUGCUGGGGUUAUUCUUCUUGUCUUGAGUGUGAUUGGGUUGACUGUUUCAGUGAUAUCAUUAAUACAAAAAUCAUCAAUAGAAAGAUGCAGCAUGGAUGUUCAACAGAACAGAAACGAAACAACAGAAAGUCCAAGUCCAUUAGAGUGCCUGGAACCCUGGCAAUCACUCCAAGAUAAAUACUUGUUUUUUUCUACCAUUUUAAAGCCUUGGAAUAGCAGUCUAGUUGAUUGUUCCACAAAAAAAUCCAGUUUACUUCUUAUUCAAGAUCAAGAGGAAUUGAGACACAUACAGGAGCUGAUAAAAUAUGAAGGAAAUUCAUUUUGGAUUGGAUUAAAUUUUACAUUACCAAAGAAGAAGUGGAAGUGGAUAAAUGGUUCUUUUCUAAAUCCUACAACAUUAAAAAUUUCAGGUGAUGCUAAAGAAAAUAGUUGUGUUUACAUCACAAAAACAAGUGUUUUUUCUGAAGACUGUUCUGUGGAACAUAAAUGGAUCUGCCAAAAAGGAUAAAAACCUGUUAUACAAAAAGUACAUCCUACGACUUGACCAUGAAUUCCAUCUCAAUUUCUUUACUUUUAGCUGCACACACUGUGGAUACUGCCCAAUGUACAUUUAGUGGCACAAGCAAACAAAGGCCAAGAAUUCUGUAACUGUUGUGAAUCUCACAAAAGUUUGUGUCGAAUUAAUUUAUUUCAUAAUUGAAGAAACAGACAAAUAGAUAAAACAUAUAAUUUUAAGAAAUACUGUUGUUCUAUGGAAGGGAGCCCAGACCAGUCAAGAGGCAUUGGAUUCUAGCCCUGGUGUACAUGCGUGGCUUUCACUGAUCCUCUUUGUCUCCGCUCAUCUCCAGAAAAGCUGUAGGGACUGGUUUCUGUCUAUCAGUCUAUCAUUUUUUAUACUACCACACAAUGGAGUUGUGACAGAACAUUGAUUCAAGUCUAUUCUCUUAGCUGUGAGCAAUGGCAGUAUUACAGCCAGUGAGAUUUAUCCGAGGUGUAAUUACUGCUAAUUGAAAACUUUUUCCGAUACCCUACCAUGAUGACUUGAAAUAUAGUCAGCAUUGGCAAUUUUUGACAGUCUCUACAGAGACGGAAUUGUUAAAAAAAGUUCAUUCUCUUAACUCUGAUACUAGAGAGUCAUAACUAAAGUAGUUUGGGAAGGGACUUUACUCUUCCCACCACUCCACAGUGCUUCCAAUUUUAAUUUUCUCAUUUCCUCAUCUUCACCCACGUCUCCUUCUUUUAUGGCUCAUGUACAAGUUGUAAGAAAUACUUCAUUAGAUCUUUCCUUAUUCUAACAGAAAGUAAGUGAUAUCUUUUUAACUCUGCAGUUAGGGAAACUAUUUUAAAAAAAGCAGAAGUGUUUAUUCUGACAAGAUAUUUUGAGUGUUCACUUUUCUAAAAAUCAUGUCGAACUUUCCAUUUAUUUCCAAAUAAAUGAUAAUAAAUUUAUAAAUUUUCUAUUUAUUUCCAAAUAAAUGAUAAUGUUGAAAAAUAAAUGAUAAUGUUGAAUUUACCUUAUAAGAAGACUCAUAAUAAAACUUUGAAAAAUUAGAUGUGUAUUUACCCUAAUGAUUCAAAGCCAAAUUGAAUUAUAUAAAUUCAAGUACAUACUCUAAUGAUCAAGCUAACGUCUCAAUUCCUGUUUCUUAUGCAUAGAAAUUGAUAAUAUGUGUCAAUGGCAUAUUGUGAAUACACCAAAAAUCAAAAUAUAAUUCAUUCUGUGGCAACAACUUGCUCUAUAGACACCCACAUGUCUACAGAUGCACACGGGCCCACACACACACAAAUAAAAAGGGUGAUGAUGGAUGUGUUAAUUAAUUUGUGCUAAUGA
This is a messenger RNA of Nycticebus coucang (slow loris), 2017 nucleotides long. It is a transcript of the gene KLRB1, whose product is annotated as killer cell lectin like receptor B1. Lineage: Eukaryota; Metazoa; Chordata; Mammalia; Primates; Lorisidae. The record is from RefSeq and is a predicted model, not a curated record. The transcript has 6 exons. The coding region runs from base 53 to 694 and encodes 213 amino acids.